Molecule: messenger RNA, 643 nt
Organism: Eruca vesicaria subsp. sativa (arugula)
Lineage: Eukaryota; Viridiplantae; Streptophyta; Magnoliopsida; Brassicales; Brassicaceae
Source: the annotation of a GenBank genome assembly
AUGUCUCUAAUUCCAAGCAUUUUCGGAGGACGCAGAUCAAACGUUUUUGAUCCCUUCUCGCUAGAUGCAUGGGAUCCAUUCGAAGGUUUCUUCACUCCUUCCGCGUUAGCAAACGCAACCGGUUCAACCGCUCGUGACGUGGCAGCGUUUACAAGCGCAAGAGUAGAUUGGAAGGAGACGCCAGAGGCACACGUGUUCAAAGCAGAUUUGCCGGGGCUAAAGAAAGAAGAAGUGAAGGUUGAGGUUGAAGACAAGAACAUACUUCAGAUAAGCGGAGAGAGGAGUAAGGAGAACGAAGAGAAGAACGACAAGUGGCACCGUGUAGAGAGGGCAAGCGGGAAGUUUAUGAGGAGGUUUAAGUUGCCAGAGAAUGCUAAGAUGGAAGAAGUGAAGGCGACGAUGGAGAACGGUGUGCUUACGGUUACGGUGCCGAAAGCUCCUGAGAAGAAGCCUGAAGUCAAGUCUAUUGAUAUCUCUGGCUAAGUCAAGUGUCGACGAAAAUGAAGAUUGAAGAUUUGGUGGUGGAAUAAAAAGUGUGAUUGCGUAAAGCUUUGUGUGGUCUUUUGGUUUGUUGUAUCUUGAAAAUGUUGUUUUUUUCUUCUGAAAAUCGUGAAUGUAAUAUGCUCUUAUCAUGAAUAAACCA